Molecule: messenger RNA, 2920 nt
Organism: Vigna umbellata (rice bean)
Lineage: Eukaryota; Viridiplantae; Streptophyta; Magnoliopsida; Fabales; Fabaceae
Product: kinesin-like protein KIN-14N
Biological process (GO): microtubule-based movement
Molecular function (GO): microtubule motor activity; microtubule binding; ATP binding
Source: RefSeq, a predicted model, not a curated record
CAACACAACACAGAUCUACAAUCUAUUGGAAGUCCUCUUACCAACACAACAAGAACAAUAAUCCAUUUACACUUUUUCACCUCUUUUCUUCUUUUUAAGGAUCCACCCCCAUUUCUCUAUCUUCUCUCUCUUUAUGCUCUUUUGUGUUUGUGUGUGUGUGUGGAUUAUCACCAAUCUCUUCUUGCAAAAGCAACUUCCUUUCAUCUGUUGUUAGCUUUCAACACAAUCCAUGACAUGACCCCACAACGCUAGUUCUCUCUCUCUCUCUCUUUUCUUUUUACUGCAGUUUGUGGAGUGGUGAGCUUCAAAAUGGAGACCAUGAACUAGAACUGGUGUAAACCAUUAUUCACAUUCACUCCUUCAACCUCUUCAAGGUUCAAAGUUUAUGGGUGAUGAACUCCUCAUAGACAAGGACCAGUGAGCUGGGGCAGAGAGAAGAGAUGGUGGGAACACCUAUUAACGGAAGAACAAGGCCAGCUUAUGGUGUUGUAAAUGGUGGCCAUGAUCUUGGCCCCAGUAGUGCUCCACCAAGCAAUGCUGGUUCAGAUUAUGGCGUUAUAGAGUUCACCAGGGAGGAUGUGGAGGCCCUGCUGAAUGAAAAGGCCAAAAGGAAAGACAGAUUUAAUUAUAAGGAAAGAUGUGAAAAUAUGAUGGAUUACAUAAAAAGGCUGAAGGUUUGCAUCAGGUGGUUCCAAGACCUUGAGAUUAGCUACUCACUAGAACAAGAAAAAUUGAAGAGUUCAUUGGAAUUAGCUCAGCAAAGAUGCAUGGAGAUAGAGUUGUUACUCAAAAUCAAGGAAGAUGAACUAAACUCAAUUAUUGUUGAAAUGAGACGGAAUUGCACUUCUUUACAGGAGAAAUUAGUGAAGGAAGAAUCAGAAAAAACAGCAGCAGCAGAAUCUCUUGUUAAGGAGAGAGAGGCCAGGCUUAACUUUGAGAGGUCACAGAAUACACUUGAGGAAGAUCUUGGAAGAGCACAACGGGAUCUCCAAAGAGCAAAUCAGAAGAUAUCAUCACUUAAUGACAUGUAUAAGCGGUUACAAGAUUACAUAACCAGCUUGCAGCAGUAUAAUGGAAAACUUCAUUCAGAGCUUUCUACAGUUGAAACUGAACUUAAGCGCGUGGAGAAAGAAAAAUCUGCUGUAGUGGAGAACCUUACUAUGUUAAAGGGCCAGCUUACUUUGUCUAUGUCUUCUCAAGAAGAGGCCACAAAACAGAAGGAUGCCUUGGCCAGUGAAGUUGGAUCACUUCGUGUUGAGCUGCAACAAGUGAGGGAUGAGCGGGACCGCCAACUAUCUCAAGUGCAAACUUUGACUACUGAAUUAGAGAAGUCGAAAGAUUCUACGGAGAAGUCUUGCUCUGAACUGAACAACUUGACCAUAAGAACAAAUGAAUUGGAGGCAAAAUGUGCUUUGCAAGAUGAGCGGAUAAAGGUGCUGCAAGAGAAGCUCACCACUGCAGAGGAGAAACUACAGGUUUCUGACAUAUCUGCAAAUGAGACAAGAACAAAAUUUGAAGGUCAACAAAAGCUUGUACAUGAGUUGCAAAGGCGUUUGGAAGAUGCAGAAUAUAAAGUUAUAGUAGGGGAGAAACUGAGGAAAGAAUUGCACAAUACGAUUUUGGAACUGAAAGGGAACAUCCGUGUGUUCUGUAGAGUACGGCCUUUGUUACCUGAUGAGGCUUGUAGCACAGAAGGAAAGGUUAUAUCUUAUCCCACGUCGAUGGAAGCUUCUGGACGGGGCAUCGAAUUGACACAAAGUGGCCAAAAACAUUCUUUCACAUUUGAUAAAGUUUUUGCACCUGAUGCGUUACAAGAAGAAGUUUUUAUUGAAAUUUCACAGCUUGUGCAGAGUGCUCUUGAUGGUUAUAAGGUUUGUAUUUUUGCCUAUGGUCAGACAGGAUCAGGGAAAACUUAUACAAUGAUGGGCAGGCCUGGACAUCCAGAAGAGAAGGGCUUGAUCCCUCGUUCACUAGAACAAAUAUUUCAAGCAAAACAGUCUCAGAAACCCCAAGGCUGGAAAUAUGAAAUGCAGGUCUCUAUGUUGGAAAUAUACAAUGAAACCAUUCGUGAUUUGUUAUCUACAAAUAAGUCAUCAUCUGAUGGAACACCAACACGUGUGGAAAAUGGUACUCCUGGGAAGCAAUACUCCAUCAAACAUGAUGCCAAUGGAAAUACACAUGUUUCUGAUCUAACGGUAGUGGAUGUUCAAAGUGUAAAAGAGGUUGCAUUUCUUUUAAGUCAAGCUGCUAACAGCAGAUCUGUGGGCAAAACUCAGAUGAAUGAACAAUCUUCUAGAAGUCAUUUUGUAUUCACUCUUCGAAUCUAUGGUGUGAAUGAGAGCACUGAUCAACAAGUACAAGGCAUUCUAAAUCUCAUUGAUCUUGCUGGAAGUGAGCGUCUUUCGAGGAGUGGGUCAACCGGGGACCGAUUGAAAGAAACUCAAGCAAUAAAUAAAAGUCUGUCAUCAUUAAGUGAUGUCAUAUUUUCCUUGGCCAAGAAAGAGGAUCAUAUCCCAUUCAGAAACUCAAAGCUAACAUACCUACUUCAGCCUUGUCUUGGUGGAGACUCAAAAACAUUGAUGUUUGUCAACAUCUCUCCUGACCAAGCUUCAGCAGGAGAGUCACUGUGCUCACUCCGAUUUGCAUCAAGAGUUAAUGCAUGUGAAAUUGGAACACCACGCCGUCACACCAAUGGACGACCUAUAGAAUCUCGCUUGACCUAUUUCUAAUCUUUACAUACAUCAAUGAAUGAAUGAAUAUAUUGUUUAACCUAUUUGUGUAAUGGCUACUACAGCAAAAAUAACUCCAAUUCUAACAUCAGUGAUGUUACAUUACAUCACGUCUAUAGAUUGUAAUGUAUAGUGAACAAGUUAUUAAGUAUUCAUUUAGCUAAAAAGAGAUUUCUCAUUGCGGUAGUUUU